AUGUAUAUGGUUCCAGAACAAGCCCCACAAGUGCGCGUGCUGCCCGCGUUCGUUCCCGACGCCCGGCGAACUGCGGGCCCACGCCGCCGCCGCACGACAUGCCUGGCCACACGCAUGGACACUUACACGUACGAUAUACACACUAAUUCUCAUCAUCAUCAUCAUCUUACUACUUACAUCUUACAUCAUGAUAAGACUGCACGGUUGGCGCAGUGGCUCGGCAACUGGCUGCUAUGCUACGUGUCAAUUUGUGUGAUACACAAUUUUUGCGGGUCUGAGUGGCUUGUGUACAGUACGGCCGACGUAUCUUGGCGAGUCUAA
Messenger RNA from Spodoptera exigua (beet armyworm), 321 nucleotides. The record is from the annotation of a GenBank genome assembly. Lineage: Eukaryota; Metazoa; Arthropoda; Insecta; Lepidoptera; Noctuidae.